This is a messenger RNA of Microthlaspi erraticum, 486 nucleotides long. Lineage: Eukaryota; Viridiplantae; Streptophyta; Magnoliopsida; Brassicales; Brassicaceae. The record is from the annotation of a GenBank genome assembly.
AUGGCUGCAGAGGCGCCUAGUUUGGUCGGAACGAUUGAGACAGAAGUGGAGAUCAAAGCUUCGGCUGGAAAGUUCCAUCACAUGUUCGCUGGGAAACCACACCAUGUCCAUAAAGCAACUCCGGGAAACAUUCAGGGAUGUGAACUUCACGAAGGCGACUGGGGAAAAGUUGGGGCUAUCGUCUUCUGGAACUACGUUCAUGAUGGGGAGGCAAAGGUGGCAAAGGAGAGGAUCGAGGCGGUGGAUCCGGAUAAGAACAUGAUCACGUUCCGGGUCAUAGAAGGUGAUCUAAUGAAAGAGUACAAGAGCUUUGUGAUCAAGAUCCAGGUGACCCCUAAGCAUGGAGGGGCAGGGAGUGUUGUGCACUGGCACUUUGAGUAUGAGAAGAUUAACGAGGAGGUGGCUCACCCUGAAACUCUCCUCCAAUUCGCAGUCGAAGUUUCCAAAGAGAUCGACGAACAUCUCUUGGCCGAGGAGGAGGAGUAG